UACUCUGUGAGCUCAUGGCUCGGUUUGAAACACGGAACUAGACGUUUAUAGCUAUUGGGUAGGGUAUGUCGUGAUCAGUACAGCGCAAAUCUCUACAGUCACUCAGACUUGGACAGUCCUUGGAUAGGUCAGGCGCUGGUGUCAGAUACUUUAAUUGAGUUCGGGGGAGUUUACCUGGUCCAUUCCCUUUUUUAUAGCCUGCCUGUUGAUUUCUAUCGGGACUAAUCAUGUUGUCACUGGGGACGCUGCGUAAACGCAUCGAGCCGGUGGUUUUAUGUGCCCAAAUGGCCAGCGCGUUUUUCGACACCAGCUUGCAGAUGGUGGUCAAGGAGCGAUGCGCCAACGCGACGGAUGCGCUCUAUCCCACCCCCACGGAAGACAGCCGGCAGAAAGCUAUGUCCAACUUCUACAUGAUAUAUAAUAUGCUGGCCAAGUUCGUUCCGAUCCUACCCGCUAUUCUUUUAGCUAAGGUAGGGGACCUGGGGUACCGGAAGAUCCCCAUAGUGAUCCCUCUGGUGGGUUACCUGGUCUCCAGAGUGAUCCUACUCCUGGUCAUAGUGAUGGAGCUCCCGAUAGAAGCUAUGUUCGGCGGGGUCGUGGUCCACGGACUCAGCGGCGGGUUCUGCUCCUACUGGGCCGGAGUCAUGGCCCUGGUGUCGCUCACCUCCACCGAGAAGGACCGCUCUCUCCACAUGAUGCACAUCGAGCUGGUCUACGGAGUAGCCGGUCUCAUCGGUAGCCUAGCGUCUGGGCACCUCUUCCAGUUAUACAAUGUGGACUUUAAACAAGGGACUGUGUUAGUGAGCCUGAGCGUCUUCCUCUACUUGGUGUGUCUUAUCUACACAACGUUCGUUGUCCAAAUGCCAAGCGUCUCGACACGCGUGCAAGAGCGCAACGAGACCAGUGGCAUCAUCACUGAGCAAUAUUCCAGGAAUAUUUUGAACAUUCUGCUUCUCUUCGCGAGCGGUAUCUUAUAUGACGUGGCGGUCGGAGGUGGGAUGGAGAUACUGGUGACCUUUGAGAUGAAGGAGCCCCUGAACUGGAGUGCUACACAGGUGGGUUACGGUAACGCCGCCGGGUUCACGAUCUUCCUGACGAGCUUCCUGGGUGUCAUGGCAAUGUCCAGGUGGGUGAGUGAUGUCACCCUCAUCAUCAUCGGCAUGGUGUCCUUCGCUGCCGGGAUCUACUUCAUGGCCUUCGUCACGGCAACAUACAUGUUCUAUCUGGCUCGAGCCCUCAGUCUGUUCUCUCUGAUUCCCAUGCCGACCAUCCGUGCUCUGCUGUCGAAACAGGUGAAAGGCUCAUCGUAUGGGAUCACCCUCAUCUCACUGCAGCUGUCCUUCAAGAUCGCCAGCCUGGUCUAUACCCCCGUCUACACCAAGGUUUACCAGGCUACGCUGGACUGGUUCCCUGGGUUCGUCUUCACCCUGUCCAGCAUCAUCACCGUCCUGGCCACCAUACCUGUCAGCAUGGUGGGCUGCAGAGCUGGCCGGGGUGACGGUUAUGAGAGGAUCCCGGGGAACUGACAGUGGUGAUGAUCUAAUUGUGAGCGUGACGGCUUUGAGAUUGAGACAUGUUAAUGUCAUUGUACAGCCAUCACAGGCCCUCUUGUCUCUGUGACACUUGAGCCGACAUCACCGCAGCACUUACCAUGAAUGCAAUCUCUGCAAACGCCUUGUUGGUAGUGCAGUGCGCAACGCUGCAACGCGUCUUUGAAUGAAUCCCAGGCCUGAGGCCAAUGAACAUGACCAUCUGACUGGCAGGGCUGAUACAGAGUACUAUUGAAAACAUUCUCUAUAGCCCUCAAACUCUGGACCUCCAAGGCAGUUCCACUGCGUUUUUUCAUUGUUCCCCCUCACUGUGAAAGAACUCAGGUUAACCAGAGCUGAACUAACUUGAAAUACUUGACUGUCACUUUUUAAUACAUUAUUUUUGCAUUUUAACUAUUGUGUUCUUUAUUGUGUAUAUCAAAAGCACUUGAGUGAACAGAUUAAAUAUUUUCUUUUUUUUUAUUUGUCCAAAAUCUAAAAUCAUUUGAGGUAAAGAUAUUUGCAUCAAAACAACAUCCAUAUACAGGCUAAUGUACAUAUUAUGAUUCAAUAGUAAACAAUGCACACUGAAAAGGAGGACAGCAGAGAGAGAGAGCAACAGGAGGACAGCAGAGACAGAGCAACAGGAGGACAGUAGAGAGAGAGCAA
This is a messenger RNA of Coregonus clupeaformis (lake whitefish), 2198 nucleotides long. RefSeq names its product thymic stromal cotransporter homolog. Lineage: Eukaryota; Metazoa; Chordata; Actinopteri; Salmoniformes; Salmonidae. Gene Ontology annotation, molecular function: transmembrane transporter activity. The transcript is spliced from 6 exons. Gene Ontology annotation, cellular component: membrane. Bases 228 to 1526 code for a protein of 432 amino acids. Gene Ontology annotation, biological process: transmembrane transport. The record is from RefSeq and is a predicted model, not a curated record.